AUGAACAAUUUUCGAGAAUUUACUUGGGAGACACGCUCUGGUGCUACAGUAUACUGUAAAUAUAGGUCCAGUUCAAACCCAGAUGCUGCUCGUAGACCUAUACUGCUACUCCUUCACGGAUACCCUCAGAAUCACCUAAUGUGGAAUGAGUUUGUCAAAGGUCUACCGGACGACUUUCAUCUGGUUGUACCAGAUCUCCCAGGUUACGGCCAAAGCAUUAAGAAGCCUUCGCCGGAUGGCUCCCACCGUUCACAUUCCAAGAAAGAAUGGAGCCAAGAUAUUAUUGAAACGAUCCAACAGAUCCCCACCCCACGAGAUGGUAACUCGACCCCUAAAAUCAUAGCCUUUGGCCACGAUCGGGGCGCGCGCUUGUCUUAUCGAAUGGCUCUUGAAGCUCCAGGGACGGUUGUCGGCAUAGCCGUACUGGAUAUCGUCCCUACACCGUUCAUGUGGUCCCGCAUGUCCCUUGGCGAAUCACGACACGAUGAAACCAAGAAAAGCCAUCACUGGGUGUUCUUAGCAUCCCCUGCCCCACUACCUGAGACACUUAUCUCAGCUCAGGCUGAUUUCUAUUACACCUACACCAUAAAAAGCUGGACCGGCUCCAGCGCACUGGCCAUCAUCGAUAAGACUAACACGAUCGCAGGGUGGCAGAAAGAUUCCAUUGCGCCUUUUUUAACAAACGACGAGGCGGCCCAUCGCCGCAUUACCGCCGCAUGCGAAGACUAUAGGGCAGGAUCGACUGUGGACAUUGAAGACGACUUGGCUUCGGGGAUUGAUCCCGCGACUUUUGAGCGUAAUAAACAAGAUUCAGUUAUCACCGAGCCACGUAUACCCGUGUUCUCCGUCCCUGUGCUCGUGCUCUCUUCCACGCACCUACGUCGGCGGUUUCCUGUGGACGAAAUUUGGGGUUCGCUUUGUGCAAGAGAUGGGCUGACAUGUGCUCAAGUUGGAGACGAAGGCACAGGCCACUUCUUCGUCAACGAGGCGACGGAGGAGACGUUGGGUGCUUCAGUCCCUUGGCUUUCCCAGUUCAAGUGA
Rhizoctonia solani is the source of this 1041-nucleotide messenger RNA. RefSeq names its product alpha/beta hydrolase family protein. The record is from RefSeq and is a predicted model, not a curated record. Lineage: Eukaryota; Fungi; Basidiomycota; Agaricomycetes; Cantharellales; Ceratobasidiaceae. The transcript is spliced from 4 exons. The coding region runs from base 1 to 1041 and encodes 346 amino acids.